UUUCAAUUUUACCAUUACUUGUAGGAUUGUAAGAGGGCGAAGACUAGAAACUAGAAAGCACUUUGAUGCGAGUUCUAAUUCCCCUUUUUUAACAGUUGCGCAAGCUGCUACAGCAUAGUUGUGAAGAACCUCCUCUUUAAACAUAAUUCAGAUUCAUAACCCACCCGUUCUCUCUCUCUCUCUCUCGCGCGCGCGCUCAAAAGAUAAACAAACAGAUUUGCUUCUCUCUUGCCGAUGAUGUUUUUGCAAAUUUGCCUUACAUGUGAAAAGUGACUGGAUAAGGGGAUGGGCACAAAGCUUGAUGUAGCAUCUGCUGCCGAAAGUCCCAAGAUGUCUGCAGCACCUUCUAGUGGCCAAAAGCUCUCUUUAUUUGCUGCAAAAUCUGGUUUUGUCAUCCCCAAAAACAAAUUAUCAGGUUCAUUGGUUCCUGUUUUCCGAGGGACUAAAAAGGAUGGGGUCACUGGAGCUAUCAAUGAAGAAACAUCAAAACAAAUUGUGAGGAAAACAAAAUGGGGACCUGAUCUGGCACAGGAUGCAGCUGUGAAGAAGGCAAAGGCUUUAGCUUUACAGAUUCGAGUAGAUCAAAUUACAAAGCAAUUGGACUCAGAAAGACUGGAGGUCGGGAGUCCUCAGAACUCACCACUACGGGCACAAUAUCGAGAUCAAAGCAACUAUGACCCAGCAAUUAAUAGCAAGAAGUCAGAAAUGCUCGAAUUUGAAAAGCGGGAAGCAAUAGGUGAAAUACUAAAACUAGAUCCUAAUUACAAGCCUCCUCCUGGUUUUAAGCCGUUGUUGAAAGAGGCCAGCAUUUCUUUGCCUUUGUAUAUAACUCAUAUCAAAGAACACAAUGAUUGCUCAUGUGCAAUGCCAUUAUUACAGGUCCUAGAGUAUCCUGGGUACAAUUUUAUUGGUCUUAUAUAUGGGCCUGAAGGUGAUAAUCAAAAGCAACUCGAAAAGGAAACUGGUGCCAAGAUUAAAUUACAUGGAACCAAAGCAGACACUGGAGAGAAAGGUGAAAUUAAGCCAGGAACUGAUAUCACAUGCAGUUACAAAGAGAUGUAUGUCAAUAUAUCAGCUGAUAGUUUUGAUAAAGUGGAUGCAGCAGUGUCCAUCAUUGAACUACUAAUUUCCUCUGUAGCUGGGAAUUUAGUUUCUGGUUCCACACCCUCUGUAUCUGGGGAUGGCACUAAUGUUCUGAGUCAAACCCAAGAUGGGCUACCUUCUGGUCCAGUCUCUAUGGGUCUGGAAAAUCAGGCUGCAGCACAAGCAAUAGCUGGCACACAAAUUCAUGGAAAUCACCUUCAAUACUCCAGUCCAUGGUUUUCGGCAGUUCCGUCUCAUAACCCUGUAAUUGCUUCUGAUAAUAUGCCCCCACAAAAUCCAUCAGAUCUUGCUAGAACUCCCAAUUUUCAGUCACAAACAAUGAAUCCUUCAAACAUGCCUUCAGCCUUUGGUUUUCAACCUGUACCUUUUGCUGGAUUCCACCUGGCUAUUCCAAAUCAACAAUCUUCUGUGCAAGGACUACCUCCUAGGCAGAUUUUACAGCAUUCACAGAUGACAAGUUCCCUGGGUCACGUUGGACCCCCAAGAAAUCCAUCAAUGAUAUCUGUACAAAAUUGUUCCGCUCCUACAAAUGUUUCAAUGUCAUUUCCGGUUACUUUAAGCCAAUCAGCACAAGUAGGACAACUCCAGACAUCAGGGUCUUCAAUGCCUCAGCCUCUAUCUGGUAUGUCACCUUUAACGGUACCUAACCGCCCAUUUAUCCCUCCCAACAACACUUCUGGACAGAAUGGAGUCACUAUUAAAAUGUCUUCAGAUCUGAACAGUAUGGGGCCAAUGGCUCCACCCCCAAGGCCUCUAUCUGUACAUCCACAACCUGAUGUUGCGUUUAGGCCACUACAAUCAAAUAUGUCAAUGAUGCCUCGACCUGCUGCUUUUCCACCACAGCAAUCAGGAACUUCCCCUGGACUGCCAUCAUCUUUGGGAGCAAUGGUUCCCCCAGUACCUGCAACUACUCAUUCAUCUGCAAACCAUUUAUCUCGACCUCUUUCAUUUCCUUCACCAGGAAUGGCUCCUUCAGGUCCAUUACCGCAGCAAUCAGGAACGCCUAAUUCUGCAUCUGGAGUUUCCUCUUAUCACACCCAUGUAAAGCCACCAGUCUUGAUGCCCUCAACUUCAGGAAAUUUCACUUUUCAAUCACAGCGGCCCAAUGCAGAUAGUCACGUGAUUUCCGGACCGAACAGUCAAGCUACUGUACAGGGUGGUAUAUUUGGUGCGCCUGAUAAAGCUUUUCAAGUCUUUCCAAGGACGCAAGUUCCCAACCAGAUGGAUCAAACUCAAGCUCAUGCAUCCGCUGUCCCCUUUGGCGGAAGAUCUGGUCUGGUCCCUAUUCCACCUAGACAAGCUGCAUUCCCAUAUGCUGGUCAACCUGGUCCUAGAUCUCCAGUCCCACAAAUGGGUAUGAGGAACUUAAUUUCUCCUCAAAUGCCCAAUUUUCCCACUGCUGGUGGUGUACCAAGAAGCCCGCACAUCCAGCAAAAUUAUCCUGCUCCGAGAACAUGGGCAGGUAUACCCAUGCCCCCAAAUCAUAAAUUUGGUAAUCCCUCCAUUGCUUCUGGUAAGCGGGCAUAUCCUGCAGACCAGAUUUAUGAUCCUUUUUCACCUACUUCAAUUGCACCUCCACGGCAGAAAGGUAAUCCAGGAAAAUAACACAAUUUGUUAGGGCUACAGAUUAUAUUGACAGUGAAAAUUUAGGCUGUGUUUGGGUUAUGUUUGAGACAGAAAUACAGAUACAAUAUAUCAGAAAACUUGUUUGGUUGCGAAAGAAACAACUUUUCUGUACUUGCUAAAACUGGGGACAUAAAUAUGUCUCGUUAUUUCUAUCUGAGAGUCAGUAUCCGAGCACAGCCUAAUUAGGGUGCAGUAGUUGGUGGACAGAUCUGAUGUUGAUUACAUUGGUUAGUGAAGGUAUAAUAGUCGUUAUUAAUUCCUGAGUAAGAAGAUAGAUCAAAUCUUAACAGAUUGUAACCAAUAUCAUCCUUUUUACUUUAUCAUUUCCUUCGGAUUUUUCAUAUCAACUACGUUGCACUAAAGCUCGAUUUGAUUGGCAGUAACUAAAUAUUUCAUGUGUCGUUCUUCCUUGUUUAGCAAUAUGUAAAAACAAAUCGAAACAGUCAUCUUUUUUGGUCACAUCUUAGUAACUAAAUCUGUAGUUCAAAAAUUGUCCUCAUUUAUACUUCUGGUUGCUCUUGGAAGACAGUGCACAUAUGUUUGGUUCCCCAA
Messenger RNA from Arachis ipaensis, 3282 nucleotides. The record is from RefSeq and is a predicted model, not a curated record. Lineage: Eukaryota; Viridiplantae; Streptophyta; Magnoliopsida; Fabales; Fabaceae.